AGUAUCAAAAUUUACACAUGAUUUGAGACUCAAAUCUCCCUAAAGCUUCCAUAAUUUAUCUAAUUUGCAUCAAAACUGUAUGAAGAAAACAGCAGGAGCUAAUAAUGGUCAUGUAUGAUUGAUCUGCAGCUCAAGUAUCCUGUCCCUGGGGCACCAGAACUAGCCCUGAGGGUGAAAGAAUUGCUCCGAGAUGCCGGCUUUAACAGUGUGGAGGAAGACAGAGCUCGUGGGCUCGACCAUGGGGCCUGGGUCCCAUUGAUGCUCAUGUACCCGGAAGCUAACAUACCAGUAUGCCAGCUUUCAGUUCAGUCUCACAAGGAUGGAACAUACCACUAUAACAUUGGUAAGGCAUUGGCUCCACUCAGGGAUGAAGGUAUUCUCAUUUUUGGAUCAGGGAGUGCAACGCAUAAUCUAAAGUUGCUUGACCGGGAUGAUGUGGAAACACCCAAUUGGGCUGUGGACUUUGAUAAUUGGCUCAAAGAGUCUCUCCUCAAUGGAAG
Messenger RNA from Phalaenopsis equestris, 500 nucleotides. Its product is annotated as 4,5-DOPA dioxygenase extradiol 1-like. The record is from RefSeq and is a predicted model, not a curated record. The annotation marks the transcript as partial. Gene Ontology annotation, molecular function: oxidoreductase activity, acting on single donors with incorporation of molecular oxygen; zinc ion binding; ferrous iron binding. The transcript has a single exon. Lineage: Eukaryota; Viridiplantae; Streptophyta; Magnoliopsida; Asparagales; Orchidaceae.